Zasmidium cellare ATCC 36951 is the source of this 897-nucleotide messenger RNA. RefSeq lists its product as uncharacterized. The record is from RefSeq and is a predicted model, not a curated record. The transcript is spliced from 4 exons. Lineage: Eukaryota; Fungi; Ascomycota; Dothideomycetes; Mycosphaerellales; Mycosphaerellaceae. The coding region runs from base 1 to 897 and encodes 298 amino acids.
AUGCGACUACUGCUUACUUCAAUUCCUGCCAACAGCGAGCCGGAGCUACGACUCGAAGAGUUCUUCGGUGAUCGAAUUCCUCCUUACGCCAUUCUUUCCCAUACUUGGGCAGAAGGUAGACAUGAGAUACAGUCCCACGAUGUGCAACAUGGAUCUUAUCAACAGAAGCUUGGCAUCGCCAAAGUGCGUGGUGCUAUUGAACAGGCCAGAUACGAUGGUCACAAGUACAUAUGGAUCGAUUCCAUAUGCAUCGACAAGACCUCCAGCACCGAGCUCUCCGAGGCCAUCAACUCGAUGUUUCGGUGGUAUCGAAACUCGGAAAUCUGCUACGUUUACCUCUCCGAUGUGUCCACACAGGCCAAGGGGUGGACGAGAGGAUGGACCUUGCAAGAACUUCUCGCACCGAAGUCCGUAACCUUUUUCACGUCAUCAUGGAAGCCCCUUGGAGACCGGGCUGAACUACAAGGCGCUAUAACAGACAUCACGAAGAUUGAGCGAGAUUUGUUACUCGGGUCGAGACCCCUAAGCUCCGCAAGUAUCGCGAAGCGCAUGUCUUGGGCUGCCUCUCGGGCGACUACUCGGGAAGAGGAUAUGGCGUAUUGUCUUCUCGGCAUCUUCUCAGUCAAUAUGCCCAUGCUUUACGGCCAAGGACAGCAAGCAUUUGUCCGAUUACAAGAGGAGAUCAUCAAGAUGACUGACGAUCACACGAUUUUCGCCUGGCGAGCCAAGGGAUCUGCUGGUAUCCACGGCCUUUUGGCUGACAGCCCACAUGCCUUUGCUGAUUCAAGCGAGUGCUCUUCGCUGCGUACUUAUUACACGAAAUCGGCUCCUUUCGCCAUGACGAACAUGGGUCUCCACAUUGAACUCCCUCUCUUGCCCCCCAAGGCGUUUCGAUGA